AAUUUGCUGAUACAGCCGACUGUUUGAAAGUAGCAGUAUCACAUCUGCGCUGCUCAAUCAAAGAUGAAGUUCAACAUUGCCAACCCGACGACUGGAUGUCAGAAGAAGCUCGAGAUUGACGAUGACCUCAAGCUUCGGGCGUUUUGGGAUAAGAGAAUCUCCCAGGAAGUCAAUGGUGAAGCAAUGGGUGAUGAGUUCAAGGGGUACGUCUUCAAGAUUAUGGGAGGUUGUGACAAACAAGGUUUUCCCAUGAAGCAGGGAGUGUUGACCACUGGCCGUGUCAGGCUUCUGCUGCACAGAGGAACUCCUUGUUUCCGCGGUUAUGGAAGGAGGAAUGGUGAGCGCAGAAGGAAGUCUGUUCGAGGGUGCAUUGUUAGCCCUGAUCUCUCUGUCUUGAAUUUGGUGAUUGUCAAAAAGGGUGACAACGAACUUCCAGGACUCACUGAUACUGAGAAGCCGAGGAUGAGAGGUCCCAAGAGGGCUUCAAAGAUCCGCAAGCUGUUUAACCUUAACAAGGAGGAUGAUGUGAGGAAGUAUGUCAACACUUACCGCCGAACUUUCACCACCAAAGCAGGCAAGGAAGUGAGCAAAGCUCCCAAGAUCCAGAGGCUUGUGACCCCUUUGACAUUGCAGAGAAAGAGAGCUAGAAUCGCAGACAAGAAGAAGAGGAUCAUCAAGGCCAAGUCAGAGGCUGCUGAGUACCAGAAGCUUCUUGCUACUCGUUUGAAGGAACAGAGAGACAGAAGAAGCGAGAGUUUGGCCAAGAGGCGUUCUAAAGCCUCUGCUGCAACUAAAUCUGCAGCUGCAUGAUUGACUUUGGUCUGCACAUCAAUAUUGAAUCUUUUAUGAUAAAUGUUGUUGGAUCCUUUCUUUGCCUCUAUUUUUAGUUUUGGAAAGAUUUUGAGAUUGUACUGUUUUUAUAUGUGGUACGUUUAAAUUACAUUUUUGAGCAUUGAAUUAUUGCUUCUGCCA
Salvia splendens (bonfire salvia) is the source of this 972-nucleotide messenger RNA. Its product is annotated as 40S ribosomal protein S6. The record is from RefSeq and is a predicted model, not a curated record. Gene Ontology annotation, biological process: translation. Gene Ontology annotation, molecular function: structural constituent of ribosome. The transcript has 6 exons. NCBI's taxonomy places the organism in Eukaryota, Viridiplantae, Streptophyta, Magnoliopsida, Lamiales, Lamiaceae. Gene Ontology annotation, cellular component: ribosome. Bases 64 to 810 code for a protein of 248 amino acids.